AAGGAUAUGAAAUAGCCGGGUCGGAAACUUCUCCCGGGUCUAUUGUUCUUUCGGAUCAGAAAUUCCGUUUAUAUAGACAUUUAAGGAAAAAAAAAACUUAACAGUUUCAAGAAUGGGCCGUGGUGCUACAGAAAGUACAUUGAUUCAUCACGUUGUUAUAGUGCUUCUCCUUCUAUGGCUGCUCAAUUCCUUGAAUUGGUGUCACCCUUUUGCUUAUUUUAUCUCCAUAGCUUAUAUCUAUUGGGUUCAUGAGAGCUAUGUGAGUAGAUUGAGGAAGAGAUUGCAGUUUGAGGAAAAAAAGCAGUCGUAUCAAAGACGGCUGCUUUCUGAUUCAGAAAGUGUAAGAUGGUUGAAUCAUGUGUUAGAGAAGAUCUGGCCUGUUUGUAUGGAGGAAAUUGUCUCUCAGAAAAUUCUCCUUCCCAUCAUACCAUGGUUUAUGCAAAAAUAUAAACCCUGGACAGUGAAAAGUGUUGUUGUCCAGCAUUUGUACUUAGGGAGAUGCCCGCCUUUGUUCACUGAAAUGAGAGUUCUUCAGAACUCCACCGGAGAUGAUCACUUGGCCUUGGAGUUGGGAAUGAACUUCUGCACAGAGGAUAUGAAUGCAGUUCUAGCUGCAAAACUGAAGAAAAGAUUGGGUUUUGGGAUGUGGGCAAAAUUACACUUGUUAGGCAUGCAUGUUGAAGGGAAGGUUUUGGUAGGUGUGAAGUUUCUCUCCCAGUGGCCAUUUCUUGAUCGUUUAAGGGUUUGCUUUGCUGAGCCACCUUAUUUUCAGAUGACUGUGAAACCUAUAUUCUCUCAUGGACUAGAUGUUACAGAAGUCCCAGGGAUUGCUGGAUGGCUGGACAAACUUUUGGCCCUUGCUUUUGAGCAGACUCUUGUUGAGCCAAACAUGCUAGUUGUUGAUGUAAAGAAAUUUGCGUCUCCACAACCAGAAAGUUGGUUCUCUGUUGAUGCUAAGGAAACCAUUGCUCAUGUUCUUGUGCAAGUUUUUGAGGCUGCUGACUUGAAGCCAUCGGAUCUUAAUGGAUUAGCUGAUCCGUACCUGAAGGGAAGCCUUGGGCCUUACAGAUUCAGGACCAAGACACAUAAGAAGACACUGAAUCCAAAGUGGCAAGAGGAAUUCAAAAUCCCGGUCUGCUCCUGGGAGUCACCUAAUGAUGAACUCAAGAUUGAAGUUUUGGAUAAAGAUCACUUUGUGGAUGAUUCAUUAGGAGAAUGCUCCAUAAAAAUAACGGACUAUAGGGACGGACAGAGGCAUGAUAUCUGGUUGCCUCUUCAGAAUAUCAAAAUGGGGAGGCUGCAUCUUGCAAUAACUGUGAUUGAGAAAAAGGAUGCAGAACAAAUGUAUGACGAAGAAACUCUUGUUGAUAAAGACUACGUGGAUUCCUUUGAGAAUGAUGCAGCCGAGGCAGGCUCCUCACCUGAAUUACCUGAAAAAUCCCCCAAAGUUGGGGACAAAUACGAGCCCAUCGAUAUUGAAGGGAAACAAGAGACUGGGGUGUGGGUCCAUCACCCGGGGGUUGAAAUCGCACAAGUCUGGGAGCCAAGGAAGGGUAAAGGUAGGAUGAUUGAUGGAGAGGACUCAGAUUCUAUGAGGAGUUUCAAGUCAAAAACACCCGGAUCACCUCAUAGUGAUGACAAUGAGACCGGGCAGUCAACUAAUAGAUUCCGUAGGGGCUUGAGUAAAAUCAGUUCAAUGUUUCAAAAGGGUCCCAUAAAUCACGACAAAUACGACACCCUUGGUGAGCCAUCCACACCUCCACAUGUGAAUCUCAAGGCAGUAAAUGCGAAGCAAAUCGGUGUACAAUUUGUGGUGGACGAUACGGACCCUGCCCAAUCCCCCACAAGACCAAAAGAAGAUGGUAAAGAAUCACUGGAGGAUGAUGAACAAGACGGUCCAAGUACUAAAGAGAAAAUGAAAGACAGGGCGAAGAACAUGUUGAAGCAUGUGGGAAAAUCUGCUCAUGGUGGCAUAAAACAUGUCCUUUCUCAUAAAGGAUCAAGAAAAUCGAAAUAUGAGCCAGAGUUAUCUGGUACAGAUUCUUCGGACGAGUCAUUUGUUGGUACCACACAACAAGCUGCAGCAGUUCAACGUGCUCAUCGAAUAUCUGAUUCUGGUAGUGAUUAUAUAACAGAGACUUCAAAUGCAAAGGAAGAGAACCCCCUUCCAGGGGAUCUAAUCCAGAUGGAUUUAGCAGCUUCUCAUGGUCCUAAAACUCCGUUGGCAAACGUUGCAGAUGAAUGAGGCAAUCAAGACAGAUGAAUGCAUAGGGAUGGUUUCUUGUGUACCUUAAAAGCAGUUGGAGAGUAAAAGUUGUUUUACUUGUUUACUGUACAUUCUCCUCGCAUACUAUAAACUACAGCAAUACUAUGUGGUCUUGAGUUGCCCAUGUAAUAGUUCUCAUGUUUGUAAAAUCCAAAGGUAUAUGUCCAAGAACUAUGUGCACAUGUUUGCUUUCCGGGGCUUUUUGAAUCUCCUGGCAUACUAUUACUACACCAAAACUAUGUUGUCUUUGCCCAUAUACACUAAAUCCAAAUGUACAUCUCCAAGGACUAUGCGCAUUUGGGGGGGGGG
Messenger RNA from Cuscuta campestris, 2575 nucleotides. NCBI's taxonomy places the organism in Eukaryota, Viridiplantae, Streptophyta, Magnoliopsida, Solanales, Convolvulaceae. The record is from the annotation of a GenBank genome assembly.